AUGGCCUCUCGGUGGCCAAGCUUGGGGAGCUCCGUGCGCCUGAGAUCCCUCCCGGACCACAAGCAGCUGGAGGAGUGCGACGAGCAGCCUGCAGACAGCCUCACAGAGGUCUCCGGCGGGGCCCUGGGCUCCCUGUGUAGGCAGUUCCAGAGGAGACUUCCCCUGAGAACAGUCAGCCUCAACUUAGGGCCAGGCCCCUCCUGGAAACGUCUGGAAGCCCCAGAGCCAGGCCAGCAGGGACUCCAGGCUGCAGCUCGCUCAGCUAAGAAUGCUUUGGGCGUCGUGUCCCAGAGGAUCCAGGAGUCUUACCAGAGCAGUACCAAAUGGUUGGUGGAGACCCAGGUGAGAGCCAGGAGGAGGAAGCGAAGCGUGCAGAAGUGCACCAGCCCCCCCACUCGCAGCCUGAGCCAGAGGAGCACCCGGAAGCCCGGCACCACCCCUACGCGCUCAGCUCUGAGCCCCUGGGAGAGGGAGCGCACCUGUCUCUCUGCCCAGAGCGGCCCGCAUGCUCACCCACUGCGGCGCUCCAGGAGGGAGGCUGCCUUCCGGAGCCCCUACUCCUCCACAGAGCCCCUCUGCUCCCCCAGCGAGUCUGACAGUGACCUGGAGCCUGUGGGCGCUGGAAUUCAGCACCUCCGGAAACUGUCCCAAGAGCUGGACGAUGCCAUUGAUGCUGAAGACAGUGGCGACAUGACCAUUUCUCUCAUUCGGAACUGAGGACAGUGCUCAUCAGGUAAUCCACCACCAACGCAUCCUUCUCGGUGUCCUCCUCCUCAGCCUCAGCACACAUGCAUAUUCAGAGGCAUGUUCAGGAACUGGAUGUUUUCUGGAAACACCCC
Molecule: messenger RNA, 839 nt
Organism: Sorex fumeus (smoky shrew)
Lineage: Eukaryota; Metazoa; Chordata; Mammalia; Eulipotyphla; Soricidae
Gene: PIMREG
Product: PICALM interacting mitotic regulator
Exons: 4
Coding region: 1-717 (238 amino acids)
Source: RefSeq, a predicted model, not a curated record